GCCAUGUUCAUGUAUGUGCUGGAACCAUCUGCUGCCUUCACCGUUGAUGGCACGACUGGUCAAGUCACAGUCAGUAACAGCAGUAUCCUGGACAGGGAGACAAACAACGAGUUCACACUACAGGUUUAUGUGGUUGAAACAAAUACAACAGAGAAGUACCGCAGCCCCACCUCCACUGUUCUCAUCACACUGUUGGAUGAGAACGAUAACAAUCCAACAUUCACCGCCGAAAUCUACCAUGCAAAUGUGGCACAGGAUGCAGCGAAUGGAGCUGUAUUAACACAGGUGGUUGCAACAGACCCAGACUCUGGUUCCAAUGGUGAGAUCAGAUACAGCAUCAUAUUUGCAUCCGACAAUGGGAAGGACAAGUUUACCAUCAGUGCAGAUGGAAACAUCACUGUAUCAGGGAGGCUGGAUGCCAACACUGUGGACUCUUAUGUUUUGGUGAUCAUGGCCGCUGAUCGAGGAACCGCUUCCAGGGAGACUACAGCUGUGGUGAUCAUCAAUGUGAUCAAUGUCAACUCAACAAAUGAAGGUGGAACCGACACCAAUGCCAUCAUCAUAGCAGUAGUAGUAUGUGUGGUGGUCGUCCUGGCUAUAAUUACUACUGCAGUGGUGUUGCUCAAAAGAAGGAGGGCAGCCAAUGAAAACCCUGAGGAAAAUCACUCAAGCAAUAUGGAGCUGGAGAAUGUGCGCAAUGAUACGGAAGACGAGUACCAAAGUUUGCAGAUAUCUCAUAGGCGAACAAGAACACCAGAUGUGAUCUACGAAGAUGUGAAGGCUCGGUCAGAAUUCCCGCGAAGUCAGCUGGACAUUAAAGAGGCACUUGGCCAAGGAGAAUUUGGGACCGUCUAUAAAGCUGAAGCCUGGCAAAUAUCAGGCAACACAGGUGUAACAACCGUGGCAGUGAAGGAGUUGAAAGGUAUGACAAGUUCCGCGGCUUUGACUGCUUUUUUCAAGGAGCUGUCAAUACUGAAGCUCCUUGGGACUCAUACUAACGUUGUGUCGUUUCUUGGACGUUGCACGGAAACAGAGCCGUUUUAUCUCCUGCUGGAGUUCGUGUCUGGAGGCAGUCUCCUGUCCAACCUCCGUACCAGCCGCACUCACCAACCAUACGGGAACCUGCACGGCGGGAGCAAGUCUCUCUCCUCACGUGACCUCACCAAGUUCGCCCGGGACGUAGCCAAGGGGAUGAGUUUUCUGGCAGCAAAGAAAAUCAUCCAUCGUGACCUUGCAACCCGGAAUGUGCUAGUUACUGCAGACCGGACCUGUAAGGUGUCAGACUUUGGCUUCUCGCGGGAGGGGGAUGAGUACGAGAGCACUACCAAGACCCGCCUGCCUAUCCGCUGGAUGGCCCCUGAGUCGCUGUUCCACCGGAAGUACACCACCAAGACGGACGUCUGGGCUUUCGGAGUGCUGCUCUGGGAGAUAGUCACUCUGGGUGCGACUCCGUACCCCGGUAUGUCCAAACGUGAAGUGAUGGACGGGGUGCAGCAGGGAUACAGGAUGGUCAAACCGCGCCACUGUGACGACGAACUCUACACCCUGAUGCUGAACUGUUGGAAUGCUGACCCUGCCCAGAGACCAGAGUUCCGCAAGAUUCAGCAGACUGUGGAUACACUGAUGGAGGCUGAACACGACUACAUCGACCUGGCGAGUCUGGAUGAUAACACCUAUACCAGUCUGCAAACCGCCUCUGACGAAAAAUACUAACUUACUAGGAUCUUGCCAUGGAAGACUUCAUGAUCUCUUCCGUUGGGCCUUUGUUUUUAAAUGAUGACAUUAGUUUGUUUGUUUCGUUAUGAGAAGGAUAACCU
Molecule: messenger RNA, 1817 nt
Organism: Branchiostoma floridae (Florida lancelet)
Lineage: Eukaryota; Metazoa; Chordata; Leptocardii; Amphioxiformes; Branchiostomatidae
Product: tyrosine kinase receptor Cad96Ca-like
Exons: 15
Coding region: 4-1713 (569 amino acids)
Biological process (GO): cell surface receptor protein tyrosine kinase signaling pathway; homophilic cell-cell adhesion; protein phosphorylation
Cellular component (GO): plasma membrane; signaling receptor complex
Molecular function (GO): transmembrane receptor protein tyrosine kinase activity; calcium ion binding; ATP binding
Source: RefSeq, a predicted model, not a curated record